Messenger RNA from Didymosphaeria variabile, 2544 nucleotides. It is a transcript of the gene PPM2, whose product is annotated as tRNA methyltransferase ppm2. Gene Ontology annotation, molecular function: protein binding; tRNA methyltransferase activity. The transcript has 4 exons. The record is from RefSeq and is a predicted model, not a curated record. Lineage: Eukaryota; Fungi; Ascomycota; Dothideomycetes; Pleosporales; Didymosphaeriaceae. Gene Ontology annotation, biological process: wybutosine biosynthetic process; tRNA methylation. The coding region runs from base 1 to 2544 and encodes 847 amino acids.
AUGCUGAACAAUGAAGCGUUGCGGAACGCACUGUUUGAGACGAACUUGCGUCCGACGCAAGCGCCCGUUUACGUCCGCAGCGACCGCUAUCUUGCGCUCGGCUGCGAUCUCAGGGACCUUAAGACGCUGGAGCGUCUACUGCGAAGAGACUUUGACGCUGCAAACGCUUCAUUUCUCUUCGUAGCCGAAGUGUCUGUCACAUACAUGCCGACCCCUGAUGCAGACUCAGUCAUUCGAUGGGCAAGCACCCUGGACGAUGUCCCAUCCACGCCGUUCAGCAAUAUCCUCUCCUACACCAACAAGCAUCCCGGUUCACAGAUGCAGGGUGGUCACAGCGAAUGGGAGGAGUUUGCUCUAUUUGCUGGGCACUACUUUCUUCUAGUGGCUUCAACGGCCAACAAGGGUGCUUCACACAUAACGGAUAGUGCCGUGCCAAGUGUCACACCGGUCGAAAAGAUACGGGAAGUGCAGAUGAUCCUUACACAUCAUACCCAAUCUCAAUUAGAGUCGCGCCGAUUUGGAGCUGCAGUUGCUCUGGGGCAAAACACGGCUGCCUUCCACGGUGGCCAGGGUGUUCAGACACGUUUAACCAGCAUCGACGUACUGGUACAGGACAUUCCCGAACCACCCGUCCAGCCCUGCAAAUCGACGCCGCCGCAAGCCCGCAUAUGCCACACUGUCACAGCGUUUAACGACACUUGUGCAUUAUUGGUAGGCGGCCGCGCAUCUCCAUCCCAUGCACUUGCCGACUGCUGGUUGAUCUCGGCAGGACAAUGGACUCAGGUCGGCGACUUACCCUCAGCUCGUUUCAGACACAGUUCUGUGAGAGUGACUAUACCAUCUUCAAAGUCCGACGGCGCGGGCGUUGAAGCGGUCUUGGCUUUUGGCGGCAAAACCAGUGAUGGCCACAUCUUAGAUGAGUGGGUGAUAUGGACACGCGAGGACGGUUGGAACGCCAUCCCGGUCAACGGCCCGCGUCCUUCGGCACGUUUUGGUGCAGCACUGUCGACGAUAGCCCCGGCCCAAAGUUGGGGCGUCAUGUGCGGUGGAAUGGCCCCCAGCGGCGUAGUCCUGCAGGACCUCUGGGAGUGGCACAUCACUGCGGCACGACAACUGGAAUUCUUCGACCGCACCAGUAGUGUUCGGUGUAACACGGAAAUACCUGCAUUCGGGCGGCUGGGAGCCAGUCUCGUCCCGUUCGGAGACCGCCUGUUGCUCAUUGGAGGAGUCUCGAAGCAGGGUAUUUUGGAUCUGCCACAAGACUUCCUAGCUAUAUCACACGACGCUACAGCUGGUCACACUACAUAUGAUGUACAGAUCCCCGCUCUCAAGCUGUCUCAGUCGAUGUGGCCUUUACUUGUUGGAACAAGCGCGGCUGCAGUGUCCGACAACGAGAUCAUCCUUGCAGGUGGUGGGGCCGUCUGCUUCUCUAUGGGGAGCUUCUGGAACACAGGUCACUUCUCUAUCACCCGAGGAGCGGAAGAAGUGAGGCCCUGGACCGUGGCCGUGUCUCAGUCUUCCCAAGAUAGCAAGAAGGAUGACCAGCAACGAUCUGCUCGAGCCGAUGGCAAGCAGGCAGCCAAAAAGAAGGGGAAGGGCAAUCGGCCCGCUCUGCCUGCAAGCACCAACAUUACUCGCAUUCAGAUCGACUCGUCUGAGCACUUUGCAAAUGUUCUUGCCGCAUCCAAGCCCGUGAUAAUCGAGAACCUCGACAUCGGGGCAUGUAGAGAUCUAUGGACUCUAGACUACCUCAAGGAGAAGAUCGGUGCGGAGCGAGAAGUCGUCAUUCAUGAAUGCGCUUCAGAUCGCAUGACCUUCAAGGACAAGAAUUUCUCAUACGUGAAGAAGCCAUUCGGAGACUUCCUCGAGGGCAUCUCCGCGGGCGCCCAAACAUACCUGCGCGCUGUGUCCUCUGCCCAACCCAACAGACUGCCUACAAACCUCGAAGACGACUUCCCGUCCGUAGCUGGGGACUUCAAGCUUCCCGACGUCUUCGAUGUGAUAAGGAGUAAUCUACACAGCUCACCCCUUCGCAUCUCAGGCCCCGUAGCGCUCUGGCUACACUAUGACGUCCUCGCCAAUGUCCUUUGUCAGGUUCGCGGCUCCAAAACCCUCCACCUCUUCCCUCCCGCCGAUGUAAAGCACCUCUCCUACCCACCCGGAGGUUCCAGCUCCAACGUCGACAUCCUCACCUCAAGAGACACACGCCUUAGCCACACGCAUCCUCACACCGCACACAUGCGCCCCGGUGACAUACUCUUCAUCCCACCUAUGUGGAGUCACACCGCUGUUCCAGAGGACGGCGUGAGCGUGGCUGUCAACGUCUUCUUCCGGAAUCUAGAAAGCGGAUACGCAGCGGGCAAAGACGUGUAUGGGAACAGGGAUUUGCAGGCGUAUGAGAAUGGAAGAAGGGAUGUAGAGAGGAUUGCGAAGGCGUUUAAAAACAUACCGGAUGAUAUGGCAAAGUUUUACAUGGACAGGUUGGCGAUGGAGUUGAAGGAUAGGGCAGACGCUGUGGGCAAGAGUACGCGAAGCGGUGGGUGA